UCGCUUUACGUACCGAUAUCUCUCUUCUUGUAUCUCAACAUUUUAUCGAAAGUCCUUUCUCUAAAUAUCUCGUUCGAGUUUCCCGAGUUGACCCGCUGAGUUAAUCAUGACUUCCGUUGAAGCAGUUCUCGAUAUUGUCCCGUCGGUGCCGGACGUGACUACGGAUGCCAAGGCCAAGAAGGCGACUAAAGCCUCGAAACCUAAGAAAGCUUCCGCGGCGAAGAAAACAAAAUCUGUGCCGUCUCAUCCUCCUUUCGUUGAGAUGAUUACGGAAGCGAUUGUGUCUCUAAAGGAAAGAACUGGUUCGAGCCAGUAUGCUAUCACCAAGUUUAUCGAGGAGAAACACAGCCAAUUGCCUCAGAGCUUCAAGAAGCUUGUCCUCGCCAACCUGAAGAAGCUUGUUGCCGCGGAUAAGCUCGUGAAGGUCAAGGGUUCCUUCAAGGUUCCAUCAACCCGCUCUGCUGCACCGAAGGCUGCUGCACCGGCGAAGAAGGCCGCUGCACCAAAGAAGGCUGCCAAGCCUGCCAAGGCGCUGGCGAAGCCCAAGGCUAAAGCUGCUGCCGCUAAGCCAAAGGCCAAAGUCGCUGCCAAGCCGAAAGCAGCCGUUAAAGCCAAGGUUGUCGCCAAGCCCAAGGCGCUUGCAAAACCAAAAGCUGCUGCGAAACCCAAGCCAAAGGCCAAAGCCAAGCCCGCCGCUAAGCCUGUGAAAGCCGGAGCUCGCUCAUCGACUAGAUCGACACCGUCGAAGGCAGCGAAGCCGGUUGCCAAGGCAAAGAAGGCCGUCCCAGUGAAGAAGCCAAAGAGCGUGAAGAAGUCCCCUGCGAAGAAGGCAAAGAAGUGAGAAUGGUCGUUAAUGGUGGACUGUAUGGAAUUGAAUUAUUCUAUAAAUGAUUUGGGGUUGUGGUAGUUUGUAAAUUAGUUUUAUUCGAGGUAGUUGUUUUUGUGUUAUAUUUAGUAUUUUUUUCCUUUUGAUACACGAGUUCUAUCUCGCUCUCUCUUUGUUUUUAUUCUAGUUUUUAUUUUUUAUUGUUUUCCUUAAUUGUAGCUGUGUAACUUGAAAUAGUAUUUGGAAGUAUAAACUAAUCCGGUUUAACGCUUCACCAUUAUGUUCAA
Molecule: messenger RNA, 1113 nt
Organism: Humulus lupulus (European hop)
Lineage: Eukaryota; Viridiplantae; Streptophyta; Magnoliopsida; Rosales; Cannabaceae
Product: histone H1-like
Exons: 2
Coding region: 107-841 (244 amino acids)
Biological process (GO): chromosome condensation; nucleosome assembly; negative regulation of DNA recombination
Cellular component (GO): nucleosome; nucleus
Molecular function (GO): double-stranded DNA binding; nucleosomal DNA binding; structural constituent of chromatin
Source: RefSeq, a predicted model, not a curated record